AUGGUUCCAAGAUUCAAGCAUACCUCCAAACAUAGCCAAAAUUUAGGCGUGUCACCGGUUACGCUGUCCUCUGUGGCACCAGCAGAUUCAUUGACAGUUGUAUCUCCUUGUCCAGCAUCAGUCGAGUCCGACUCACCCAGUUUGCCAGCUGUACCUGCUUUUUCAGCAUCGCCUUCUGCCGCGGAUGCAGUACUGGCAGUGUCAGGCUUGUCAACUGUGAGUCCUCCUCCAGUUAUAAAUGCUGGUGCUCCAACUGCUGCUUUGUCUGAGGUAAAUCCCUCUGCGGGUUCUUCCACAGUAGUCAGUAUUUUGGCUGUGACAUCAUUGGAUGUGGUCAAUUCUGCGCUUCUCCCUCAACCUCCGCCAGGUCCAAUAUUGUUGUCUGAUGCCUGCACAUUGUCUGAGAGUAUUGAAGCUUGGGCUACUUCGCCACUGCCAGUUUCAUCUGCAACGUCAACGGUGUUUGGGUUUUCCACCCAGCCUACAGAAUCUUUUCUAUCCACUUUCCCCCAAAGUCUUCUGCCUCAACCAGAGCCGAUUGAAACCUUUGACCCAAAACACAGUAUCUUGUUAAAUAUGACAGACCUUGAAUUUCAGGAACUCUCAGAUGCCGCUUUGCGCAAUGCCGAAGGAUUUUCUAAUGAGGAUUGGGCUCAUUUGUGGAACAAUGGUGCUUUCAAUCCUGAGACCAACUGUGAACAUCCCGCAAACACUGGCUCCCCUCUUCCUGAAGUCCCUACUCCCAAGGAGCAGUUUGAUUGCUCACACCUCUCAGCCUUUCCCGAUGAGCAGUGUGGCGAUUUCCCAUUCCUCCCGACCUUCCUCAAACAGCCAUCGAAUUUCUCCAGCUCCAAUAUGGUCACCAAUUCUAUAAAUAAUCUACCACAGGUCCCAAAGUCAUUGGCUGCGGUCAAUCUGUUUUCUGUCAGAUUGACCACUUCACAGAUGACUUUGGCUGCGAUCACCUCGUUGAAUGCCACUUCCUUGCCAUCUACAGCAUCUACUCUUGUCUCCCUUCUGGACUCAACUGGGACCACCUUGUCAAAUCCGCUAUCGGGUUCUUUGCCAUGUACACCAUCCACCCUCACCUCCGUUCUAGACUCAAACCCAGUCACCAGGAUGAUCUCACCAGAUUCGCGAGCUGAUUCUUUGCCAUCUACAACAUUUGCCCCUGUCUCCAUUUCGGACUCGAUGCUAGCCACAAUUGAUACUACAUAUCCCCAAGCCGCAUCCAUAACUGAGCCUAGUAGAGAAAUUCCCACAAGCGACUACAUGUCCAAUCCUGCUAUAUUGUCUGAACCAAUCUCUGAUCCCAUGGUGUCCAACCUCGCAGGACCUGCUCUCUUAGCAGCAUCACUGGCGCAAAAUCCUAAUGCUCUCGCUCAGACACAUUGCGAUCCCUGGAAUCCAGUCAACGAUUUCUUGACCAGAUCAUCUGCUUCCAAUAUUCUCUUGGAAGUAUCAACCAAAGGGAAAGGGUCUUCCAAAAGACACAGAAUUUUGAAGAAGCGGCUCACUUUGAAGCAAGGUAGGACUGCAAUGAAACCUGUGAUAGCAAAGACGGUUGGUAUUCUUAAAGCAGACAAUAUGUCAAAGGACAAACUUGCAUUGACAGUUGGUACGCCAAAGAUCAACCCACCAUCGAAGAAGAUCACCUCUGUAUUGACGGACAAUGCACCAAGGAGUGACCCUGGAUGGAAACAGGUGGUGUGUCUCAAGAAGAUAAAGCUAGUUCUUCGUGCGCCUGGUGUUGGAGCCAUGCACAAACCCACACACGAAGCUGUCAUUUCCCUGCAAUUGACGAAGGAAAACAUUCCUCUGCAUCAUUUGACAAUUUCUGGGCCUACUCCUCCUGCUCAUUCUCAAUCCAGCACACCUGAAAUAAUAGAUGAUGGCUCUGUUCAUUCUCAGCAUGUUUGA
Molecule: messenger RNA, 1920 nt
Organism: Lentinula edodes (shiitake mushroom)
Lineage: Eukaryota; Fungi; Basidiomycota; Agaricomycetes; Agaricales; Omphalotaceae
Exons: 3
Coding region: 1-1920 (639 amino acids)
Source: RefSeq, a predicted model, not a curated record